This is a messenger RNA of Dipodomys ordii (Ord's kangaroo rat), 2175 nucleotides long. RefSeq names its product lipid phosphate phosphatase-related protein type 3 (gene Plppr3). Gene Ontology annotation, molecular function: phosphatidate phosphatase activity. The transcript has 7 exons. Bases 1 to 2175 code for a protein of 724 amino acids. The record is from RefSeq and is a predicted model, not a curated record. Gene Ontology annotation, biological process: signal transduction; phospholipid dephosphorylation; phospholipid metabolic process. NCBI's taxonomy places the organism in Eukaryota, Metazoa, Chordata, Mammalia, Rodentia, Heteromyidae.
AUGAUCUCCGGCAAGGAGAAGAAUAAACCCCCGAAGGACAGCAUGACGCUCCUGCCUUGCUUCUACUUCGUGGAGCUGCCCAUUGUGGCAUCAUCCAUCGUGUCCUUAUACUUUCUGGAGCUGACGGACCUGUUCAAGCCGGCCAAAGUGGGCUUCCAGUGCUAUGACCGUACGCUGUCCAUGCCGUACGUGGAGACCCAUGAGGAGCUCAUCCCCCUGCUCAUGCUGCUCAGCCUGGCCUUCGCCGCCCCGGCGGCCUCGAUCAUGGUUGGCGAGGGCGUGCUGUACUGCCUGCAGUCCCGACUGUGGGGACGCAGCGGGGCCCCUGGUGGGGCUGAAGGCAGCAUCAACGCAGGUGGCUGCAACUUCAACUCCUUUCUGCGGCGCACUGUGAGGUUUGUGGGCGUCCAUGUGUUUGGGCUGUGCGCCACGGCCUUGGUGACCGACAUCAUUCAGCUAGCCACGGGUUACCACGCUCCCUUCUUCCUCACUGUGUGUAAACCUAACUACACGCUGCUGGGCACGUCCUGUGAUGCGAACCCCUACAUCACCCAGGACAUCUGCUCCGGCCAUGACACCCACGCCAUCUUGUCUGCACGGAAGACCUUCCCAUCCCAGCAUGCCACUCUGUCAGCCUUCGCUGCCGUCUAUGUAUCGAUGUACUUCAACUCGGUCAUCUCCGAUACCACGAAGCUGCUGAAGCCCAUCCUGGUGUUUGCCUUCGCCAUCGCUGCUGGUGUCUGUGGGCUAACACAGAUCACCCAAUACCGCAGCCACCCCGUAGAUGUCUACGCUGGCUUCCUCAUCGGUGCUGGCAUUGCUGCCUACCUGGCCUGCCAUGCAGUGGGUAACUUCCAGGCCCCACCAGCAGAGAAAACCACUCCCCCAGCCCCUACCAAGGAUGCACUGCGGGCCCUGACCCAGAGAGGUCAUGACUCAGUUUACCAGCAGAACAAGUCAGUGAGCACGGAUGAGCUGGGGCCUCCGGGGCACCUAGAGGGUGUAUCCCGGCCUGUGGUUCGAGAAAAGACAUCACUGGGCAGCCUGAAGCGUGCCAGUGUGGAUGUGGAUCUGCUGGCACCCCGCAGCCCCAUGGGUAAGGAGAACAUGGUGACCUUCAGCAAUACCCUGCCCAGGGUCAGCACUCCCUCUCUGGAUGACCCCGCCCGCCGCCACAUGACCAUCCAUGUGCCCCUGGAUGCCUCCCGCUCCAAGCAGCUCAUCAGCGAGUGGAAGCAGAAAUCCAUGGAGGGCAGAGGCCUGGGCUUGCCGGAUGACGCCAGCCCUGCCCACCUACGCGCCCCUACAGAGCCCAUGGCGGAAGAGGAGGAGGAGGAGGAAGAGGAGGAAGAGGAGGAGGAGGAGGAAGUGGAAGAAGGGCCUGUCCCACCCUCUCUCUACCCUACAGUCCAGGCCCGGCCAGGACUGGGGCCUCGUGUUAUCCUGCCGCCCCGGCCAGGCCCGCAGCCCCUGGUGCACAUCCCCGAAGAGGGGGCGCAAGCAGGGGCAGGCCUGUCCCCCAAGAGCAGUGCAGCAGUACGGGCCAAAUGGCUCAUGAUGGCUGAGAAGGGUGGGGCCCCUGUGGCUCCCGGGCCACAGCAGCCCCGCGUGGCUAACCCACCUCGGCUCCUGCAGGUGAUUGCCAUGUCCAAGGGUCCUGGGGGGCCUGGCCCUAAGGCAGAGACCGCCUCAUCAUCCAGUGCCAGCUCCGACUCCUCACAGUACCGGUCCCCAUCAGACCGGGACUCGGCCAGCAUAGUCACCAUCGAUGCACAUGCGCCCCACCACCCUGUGGUCCAUCUGUCUGCAGGCAAUGCACCCUGGGAGUGGAAGGCUAAGGGGGCAGAGAGUGAGGGCGGGUAUGAGCUUGGGGACCUGGCACGCAGCUUCCGAGGGCCCAAGCCGCCAGGUGUGUCCCCAGGCUCAUCCAUCAGUGAUGUGGACCAGGAGGAGCCACGGUUUGGGGGGGUGGCCACUGUCAACUUGGCCACCGGCGAAGGGCUGCCCCCACUGGGUACAGCUGAUGGGGUGCUGGGGCAGUCCAGCCGUGAGUCUACCCUGAGGCGUCAGGCCGCUGCCGGCCAGGGACUCUCAGGGCUGGCAGAGCGGGAGGCCGCAGAGGUGGAGGUGGAGAGCUACUACCGCAGAAUGCAGGCCCGCAGGUUCCAGGACUGA